This is a messenger RNA of Clupea harengus (Atlantic herring), 4047 nucleotides long. Its product is annotated as exostosin-1a. Gene Ontology annotation, molecular function: glycosyltransferase activity. Gene Ontology annotation, cellular component: membrane. Lineage: Eukaryota; Metazoa; Chordata; Actinopteri; Clupeiformes; Clupeidae. The record is from RefSeq and is a predicted model, not a curated record.
ACCAAUGGGAACGCCUGAUACGCCAAGGAAGGACGUCAUUUCAGUAGCCGUCGUGUAGGGAUUGGAAUGCCAGGGUGAAACAAUCGGAGCAAGCGGACAGACUCUCCAGAUUAGGUUUUGGAGUAGAGAUUGUCCCUGUCAAAUACUAUUUCGUGUCAUCGAAUAAAAAUGGACAUGUCUAUCAACGGUUUUGGACGACUUAUGAGACUGUAAGAUUGUUUACUUGUAACAGACAUAGAGCCUAACUUGAGGAAUAGAAAUGGAACUAAAGGUGCGCUUGUCUAGAUGAAGGGAAUCUUAUGAUGUUUAGAAAUGCAGGGAUUUGUCUGGCUAGAUCAUUAUAGUUAGAGUGUAACCUGACCGCUUUUGCAAAAACGGUGUAAAACGAACUUGCAGCACUGGACUAAACCACCAACAUGACCUCUGGAUGAUAAACUCUACACUAUUGCAGUUCGAAUCGCGUUGAAGUCUUGCCUGAUUUGUUUAGGUUUCCUUUAUCCAGUUACUGUUGAAGUCUACUGGGCAGCAACUCUUCACUAUAACGAUAGCUAGCGAGAGUACAGGUAUUUGCCAUUAGCUAUCGUUGCAACUCCCCAGGUGAGUGAAAUGGAACGAUGGUCAACACGUAUUACUUGUAAACAUUUUGGGGGACAGUCAGGUCUUCUUCCUUGACUUGUCAGCCGAUGAAGAUAGUCUAACUGCACGCUGCUAGAUACAUCAUAAAACAACACCGAGGAGCGGAGGUGUAGGUGAUCUACAGAAGUCGCCCACAUGCGCUGGAUUUUGGAACGGAAUAAGAAGGUGGAAGACGCGAGAUCAAAAUCCUUGCAGGCUGGUGGAAGAUGGCGGAGCUCUGUAGUUGGAGGUGGUGAGAGAGAAACUUCAGGGCGCUUUGGAUUCAUCAGUGAACACUGUGACCCGGAUCAAAGGACCCAUGCAAGCCAAAAAACGGUAUUUAAUUCUAUUCUCUGCCUGCACAUGUGUCGUUUUACUGUUUUACUUUGGAGUGGUGCAGCUCCCGGCGUCCAGGAGAAACCAGAACCGGCGUGAUGACCGCAGCCGCAGUGGAUAUCAUGCAAGUCCGCACUGGCCUCACUUUUCGGACCCCCUGCAGCCGUUCAUUCCUUGGGAUCAGUCGGAGACCGAGGAUUACAACGUUCACAUGUCGCCAAGGCAGAAGAGGGAUGCCAAUUCCGGGGUCUACAGGGGCAAGCGAUGUCGUAUGGACUCCUGCUUUGAUUUUUCUCUUUGUAAAAAGAAUGGCUUUAAAGUUUACGUUUACCCGCAGCAGAAGGGAGAGAAAAUAUCAGAAAGUUACCAAAACAUUCUCUCCUCCAUCGAAAGUUCCAGGUUCUACACGUCGGACCCGGGACAAGCUUGUUUGUUUGUUUUGAACCUGGACACUUUGGAUAGGGACCAGCUGUCUCCUCAGUACGUGCACAACCUGAAAUCAAAGAUCCAGAACUUGCAUUUUUGGAAUAAUGGUCGAAACCAUCUCAUAUUUAACUUGUACUCGGGGACAUGGCCGGACUACACGGAGGAUUUGGGUUUCGAUAUUGGCGAGGCCAUGCUUGCCAAGGCCAGUAUCAGCACAGAGAACUUCAGACCUAACUUCGACGUGUCCAUUCCUCUGUUUUCUAAAGAUCACCCAAGGACCGGAGGGGAUAGGGGGUAUUUAAAAUACAAUAACAUACCACCUUUUAGGAAAUAUGUGCUGGUGUUCAAGGGUAAAAGGUACCUCACAGGCAUAGGUUCGGACACCAGGAACGCGCUGUAUCACGUCCACAACUCGGAGGACGUGGUGCUUCUCACCACAUGCAAACAUGGCAAAGACUGGCAGAAGCACAAGGAUGCCCGCUGUGACAAGGACAACGCUGAGUAUGACAAGUAUGAUUAUAAGGAAAUGCUGCAUAACUCCACGUUCUGUAUGGUUCCCAGAGGAAGACGCCUGGGCUCUUUCCGCUUCCUGGAGGCGCUGCAGGCUGCCUGUGUGCCAGUCAUGCUCAGUAAUGGCUGGGAGCUCCCCUUCUCCGAGGUCAUCGCCUGGAACACAGCUGCCGUCAUCGGGGACGAGAGGCUGCUGCUACAGAUUCCCUCCACGGUGCGCUCCAUCCAUCAGGAUAAGAUCCUCUCGCUCCGGCAGCAGACCCAGUUCCUCUGGGAGGCCUACUUCUCUUCCGUGGAGAAGAUUGUCCUCACCACUCUAGAGAUCAUCCAGGACCGUGUGCUCCAGCACGCCUCCAGGAGCAGCCUGAUGUGGAACAGCCUGCCUGGGGGCCUCUUCACCCUGCCGCAGUACUCCUCCAACCUGGGCGACUUCCCCUUCUUCUACUCCAGCCUGGGCAGCAGACCGCUUCCUAAGUUCACGGCGGUCAUCCAUGCCGUCACGCCACUGGUGUCGCAGUCCCAGCCCAUCCUCAAGCUCCUGGUGGCGGUGGCCAAAUCCCAGCACUGUGCCCAGAUCAUCGUCCUCUGGAACUGUGACAAGCCCCUGCCUGCUAAGCACCGCUGGCCGGCCACUGGCCUUCCUGUCAUCGUGAUCGAGGGGGAGAGCAAGGUGAUGAGUAGCCGCUUCCUUCCCUAUGACAGUAUUGUAACGGAUGCAGUGCUGAGUCUUGAUGAAGAUACUGUUCUAUCGACGACGGAGGUGGAUUUUGCCUUCACUGUAUGGCAGAGUUUCCCAGAGAGGAUCGUGGGAUAUCCAGCUCGCAGUCACUUCUGGGAUCAGAACAAAGAGCGCUGGGGCUACACAUCCAAGUGGACCAAUGACUUCUCUAUGGUGCUGUCAGGAGCGGCUUUUUAUCACCGAUACUACAACUAUUUAUACACCAGCUACUUGCCAACCAGCCUGAAAAGCAUGGUGGACCAGCUCUCCAACUGUGAAGACAUCCUCAUGAACUUCCUGGUCUCGGCCGUCACCAGGAUGCCCCCCAUCAAAGUCACCCAGAAGAAGCAGUACAAGGAGACCAUGAUGGGACAGACCUCCAGAGCCUCUCGCUGGGCAGACCCCGACCACUUCGCCCAGAGGCAGACCUGCAUGAACAAAUUUGCCAGCUGGUUUGGCAGCAUGCCCCUGGUGCACUCCCAAAUGAGACUGGACCCCGUUCUGUUCAAGGACCAGGUGUCCAUACUGCGCAAGAAGUACCGAGACAUCGAGAGACUCUAGUUGUGCUCCAUCCCGUCGGCCUGAUUUAGGUCUUCUGCGGAAGGACAGACGUGGGCCAGGGGUUCGCCUGAAACCCUUAUCAGUGUUAAAGAGGGGAGCGGCUUGGAAUGAAACAGCUCUCACACACUCUCCUGCACACUAAAAAGGGUCAGUGAGAAGGAGACUCUUUGGAUCCUGCGCUUGCCUUUUGUAAAGAGGUUUCCGAUGCGUGGCUGUCUGGGCAGCUCGGGCGAACACAUUUGUUUUUUUGCUGGACACAGAAAGCAGAAAACAGAAAGUCACCCAUCAGAGGGUGAUGUACACAGAAGUGGCUCGGUUAUUCGUUAAAUUAUUACCAUCAAACACGAGAUGUGACAGAAUGCCCUGGAAGUGGUCUAUCAGUAUGCAAAUAAUUGUUUGUACUCUUUGAAGUUUGUUUUUGUUUCUCUACACUGGCGUGUUAGAAAAAGUCAUUUUCUCCUCUGUCUGCUGGUAUCACGCAAGGAAAACAGAACUAUCGUCUGUCUUCCACCCCCACAAAUGCAUCGCCAAUGGCGACGGUGACUAUGACAACGCAGGCAGUGGCGAGGAACAGCGCGGAGGACAGCUAAAUCAGAUGGCUGUGAUGGGCAGAAUACACGGCACGCCACAUAGCACAGUUCACAACAGUCUGUCCCCUCUCCACCUCUCCUGUGUCCUCUAUGCAGACAUCAGAACUGUUACUGUUGAGUGGUUUCACUUUCUUUUUUUCAUAUAUUUUUUAUAUAUUUUUUUUUUUUGGGUUUGUUUGGUGUUUUACUGUAAUGUGGUGUUCUCUGUGAAGAUCUUUGAGGAUGACCAUUGCACAGUGCCUGGCCUUUUCACAUACUGUGGUUCCGGGAGACUAGAAGGGUCGUUGCGAG